CUUAUUUCACUCGCCAAUCCUGUUGCGACACCUGAAUCCCUUCUCUUCUCUCUCUUGCUUUCUUCAACUCACGCGACUCCUUUGCCAAUUGCAUUGAUCCUUUUUUCUUCGCGCCUUUUACUCCCACAACAAUCGUCACAAUGGCCGAUCAAGUCGAAGAGAUCCUUGAUGUUCCCCGCGAGUUCUUCAAGGACGGCGUGCAGUUCAUCAACCGCUGCCAGAAGCCCGACCAGAAGGAGUUUCUUAAGCUGUGCCAGGCUGUUGGCAUCGGCUUCGGCGUCAUGGGCGCAGUUGGAUUCGUCGUCAAGCUGAUACACAUUCCUCUCAACGGCCUCCUCGUCGGCUCAGCAUAAAGAAAAUGUCUACACGUUCUCGACGGCGUUUUUUGAAUUUGGGAAAGGGAAUAUCCGGGGGAAUGAAAUUGGACGGAGAAGAGGGGAGGGGUUGAAAGCGAUGGGUGAAGGAAUUGAUAUCGCUUGUGUACAUUUUUUUCGCUUUUUUUUCCUUCCUUAUUUUCACGGAUAUGAGUGGGAUGCAAUAGCAUGUUUAAUUGAAUUGCUUUUGGGAUAUC
Trichoderma atroviride IMI 206040 is the source of this 571-nucleotide messenger RNA. RefSeq lists its product as uncharacterized. The record is from RefSeq and is a predicted model, not a curated record. Gene Ontology annotation, biological process: post-translational protein targeting to membrane, translocation; protein targeting. Gene Ontology annotation, molecular function: transmembrane protein transporter activity. Lineage: Eukaryota; Fungi; Ascomycota; Sordariomycetes; Hypocreales; Hypocreaceae. Gene Ontology annotation, cellular component: Ssh1 translocon complex; membrane.